Molecule: messenger RNA, 1913 nt
Organism: Erigeron canadensis
Lineage: Eukaryota; Viridiplantae; Streptophyta; Magnoliopsida; Asterales; Asteraceae
Product: cytochrome P450 CYP82D47-like
Exons: 2
Coding region: 47-1594 (515 amino acids)
Biological process (GO): defense response to other organism
Molecular function (GO): heme binding; monooxygenase activity; iron ion binding
Source: RefSeq, a predicted model, not a curated record
UGAUCAUUUUAUUUGCAAAAGUUAACGAUCUUCGUAACACUAUCAAAUGGACCAACAAAACUAUACCGUCUUUCUUGAAGUUGUAGCUGUAUUAUUCAUAACAUAUUCUUUAACCUCCAUCACUAAAACCCGUAAAAACAAUCCCGCGCCUGAAGCAACGGGCGCUUGGCCUAUAGUAGGCCAUCUCAAUCUUUUUGGAGGAUCAUCGAAUCCUCCCCAUAUAGUAUUAGGGUCCAUGGCCGUUAAAUAUGGACCCAUAUUUACCAUUCGGCUUGGAGUACGUAAAGUAUUGGUAGUGAAUAGUUGGGAGAUUGCUAAGGAGAUUUUCACUAUCCAUGAUGCUAUAGUUGCUUCUCGUCCCAAAUUUAUGGCAGCUAAGCUUUUGGGAUAUAACUACGUCAUGUUUGGAGUUUCACCUAAUGGUCCAUAUUGGCGAGAAAUGCGAAAAAUCACCUCUCUUGAGCUGUUAUCAAGCCGUCGCUUGGAGCAACUUAAACAUAUCCGUGUUUCUGAACUAAAGCAUUCUAUCGAAAACUUGUAUGAGCAGUGGAGGGAAAAGAGAGAUGGGCAGGGGAAAGUGUUGGUGGACAUAGUGAAAUGGUUUGGAGAAUUAGAUAUGAAUGUCAUGCUUAGAAUGGUUACUGGGAAACGGUACACCGAUGAAGAACAAGAUAUGGAUAGGUUUCGGGAUGUCAUAAGAGAGUUCUUUUAUCUGUUGGGCCUUUUUGUGGUGGCUGAUACCCUUCCUUUCCUAGGAUGGUUAGAUAUUGGUGGUCAUGUAAAGGCCAUGAAAAGAGUUGCCAAAGAUAUUGAUUUUAUGUUUAGCAAAUGGUUGGACGAGCAUAGAACGAAGAGGAAUUCUGGAGAGGCUAUUGGUGAAAAAGACUUCAUUCAUGUGAUGAUCUCGGCUGCAGAAUCCGGAGGUUUCGCAGAUUAUGAUGCUGAUGCGGUUAUCAAGUCUACUUGUCUGGAUAUAAUUGCAAGUAGUGCAGAUACUAUCACGGUGAUGUUAACAUGGACUCUUUCGUUGCUAUUGAACAAUCCUCAUACUCUUCGAAAGGCUCAAGAAGAAAUAGAUAGCCAUGUUGGGAAGGACAGACAAAUUGAUGAUUCAGAUAUUAACAAUCUAGUAUACCUCCAAGCUAUUGUAAAGGAGGCACUGAGGUUAUAUCCAGCUGCACCUUUAGGAGCUGCAAGAGAAUUUUCAAAAGAUUGCACUGUUGCUGGCUACCAUGUCCAAAAAGGAACAUGGUUGAUGGUUAAUAUAUCAAAUUUACAACGUGACCCCAAAAUCUGGUCAGACCCAUCAAUGUUUAGACCCGAGAGGUUUCUUGCCCAGACUCAUAUGAGUGUAGAUGUUAAAGGGAGAAGCUUUGAGUUGAUCCCUUUUGGUGCUGGGAGAAGGUACUGUCCUGGGAUAGCUUUAGCCCUUCAAAUGUUACAUAUAGUUCUAGCUACUUUGCUACAAAAUUUCGACAUGUCUACACCCAAUGAUGAACAAGUAGAUAUGACCGAGAGUGCUGGACUGAUAAAUGCCAAGGCAUCUCCACUGGAAAUUCAAAUCACGCCGCGUUUGCCAUCCAUUAUAUGGUAAUAGAAUAUAUAUGUGUAUAUCUAUAUGCACUUAUCGUUACAUGUAACCACCGAUAUGGUAGCUUUACUGGUAAGACAUCCUGAUCGGAAGUUUGGGAAAAGACCUAUCUUUAUUAGAACCUCACGACCCAUUAGGUUGUGUACAUCAGAGCCAAAGUUUACUCAGAAGAGCGAUCCCUCUCCCCUUACCCCUUUCCUUACUGUUAUAUGUAUUAAAGAAAGUAAUUUCCUAUUUGAUGUUUCCUUAUUUACUAAGUUUCAAGUUUGAGUUGUAAGCCUAUUUGAGAGACCUAAAUCAGAUAACUCUGUGUUUGUUGCUC